Molecule: messenger RNA, 369 nt
Organism: Oppiella nova
Lineage: Eukaryota; Metazoa; Arthropoda; Arachnida; Sarcoptiformes; Oppiidae
Source: the annotation of a GenBank genome assembly
AUGGGACAGAAGGGAUUGCCUUGUAUCGUGCAUAGUCAUGGUAAUCCUUUAGCACACAUCAUUUUACGUGGUUCAAAUAAGGGCACAAAUUAUGAUGCAGAAUCGAUUCAGCAGAUCCGCCAACAGCAUCAAGGGAAAUUACCCGCAUUGCUGAUUGAUUGUAGUCACGGUAACAGCAGUAAAGAUCCUUUAAAGCAACCGUUGGUUUUACAGCAAAUUAUUGAAGAAAGACAUGUAACCCAAGUACGUGGUGUAAUGCUAGAAAGUCAUUUGGUGGAUGACGGUUGUUUGGGUUGGAAUAAGACGGAGCAAUUGUUGUUGGAUGUUGCAGAGCAGCUUUCUGAAAAGACUUUAGCGUUUUCGGCGUAA